ACCCCCCGACCCCCUCUGCCCCUAUACUCCGCUUCUCCCCUUGCGCUGAUUGUCACACAUUGUUUACUACGGCUUGAAAUGUGACUCACAACAGAGGCUGUCUGCUGGAGUACCGCUUUGACAAAGCGAAGGAUUUCUUUUCUUGACGCGCUCCGUGCGUCUUGAUUAUUUUUUUGGAGGGGACACAGGUUUGUGGAGACUAACCCUUCUGCCAUGUCAGUGGAUUUGCUUGCGCUUUUAUCCGUCCUGGUCAUCACGUCCUCUGCGAUGGAAGAAACUUUGAUGGACACUCGGGUGGCCACAGCAGAACUGGGCUGGACGGCGUAUCCUAACUCUGGGUGGGAGGAAGUGAGUGGCUACGAUGAAAACCUUAACACCAUAAGGACCUACCAAGUGUGCAAUGUCUUCGAGCCCAGCCAGAACAACUGGCUCCUCACGACCUUCAUUGAUCGCCGUGGUGCGCAGCGGAUCUAUGUGGAGAUACGAUUCACAGUGCGCGACUGCAGCUCCAUUCCAAAUGUCCCCGGCUCCUGCAAGGAGACGUUUAAUCUGUACUACUAUGAAACUGAUUCUGUCAUUGCCACCAAAGGAACAGCCUUCUGGAUGGAGGCCCCCUACCUCAAGGUGGACACCAUUGCUGCAGAUGAAAGCUUUUCUCAGGUGGACUUUGGUGGGCGCCUAAUGAAAGUCAACACAGAGGUGCGCAGCUUUGGGCCACUGUCGAAAAACGGCUUCUACCUGGCCUUUCAGGACUACGGUGCCUGUAUGUCUCUGCUGUCAGUCAGGGUGUUUUUUAAGAAGUGCCCGAGUGUGGUCCAAAACUUUGCGAUCUUUCCAGAGACCAUGACAGGGGCAGAAAGCACCUCCUUGGUCAUUGCCAGAGGAAUCUGCAUCCCAAACUCAGAGGAAGUAGAUGUCCCGAUAAAACUCUACUGUAACGGAGAUGGAGAGUGGAUGGUACCUAUUGGUAGCUGCACAUGCAAGGCUGGGUUUGAACCUGACAAUGGCAAUGUUUGCCGUGCUUGCCCACCAGGUACUUUCAAAUCAACCCAGGGUCCAGGCCUUUGUCUGCAGUGCCCUCCCAACAGCCGAUCCACAGCUGAAGCUGCCACCAUCUGUGUUUGCCGCAAUGGCUACUACCGUGGUGACGCUGAUCAACCGGAUGAACCCUGCACCAGCGUUCCAUCCAGCCCAAGGAAUGUGAUCUCCAUCGUGAAUGAGACCUCAGUGAUCCUGGAGUGGCAUUCUCCCAGGGAAACAGGCGGCCGGGAUGAUGUCGUCUACAAUAUUGUGUGCAAGAAGUGCAGAGCGGACCGACGCUCCUGUUCACACUGCGACGACAACGUGGACUUUGUUGCUCGACAGCUGGGUCUGACAGAGACCAGGGUCUUCAUCAGUAACCUGUUGGCUCACACCCUCUAUAGCUUUGAGAUACAAGCCGUCAACGGUGUCAGCAACAAGAGCCCAUACCCAGCACAACAUGUCACCAUAGACAUCACCACCAACCAGGCUGCCCCAUCAAUUGUUCCCAUCAUGCAUCAGAUCAGCUCCACCAUGAACAGCUUCACACUAUCAUGGCCUCAACCAGAGCAACCCAACGGCAUCAUCCUUGACUAUGAGCUGCGCUACUAUGAGAAGGAUCAUGCAGAGAUAAACUCUACUGUGCUGCGCAGCCAGACCAACACUGCACGUGUGGAGGGCCUCAGGCCGGGUACAGUUUACGUGGUACAGGUGCGGGCACGGACUGUGGCUGGCUUUGGCAAAUACAGCAGCAAGAUGUGCUUCCAAACCCUCACAGAUGAUGACUUCAAGUCUGAGCUGAGGGAACAGCUUCCUCUGAUUGCGGGGUCAGCAGCUGCUGGAGUGGUCUUUAUUGUUUCGCUUAUUGCUAUCUCCAUCGUGUGCAGCAGGAAAAGAGCAUACAGCAAGGAGGCAGUGUACAGUGACAAGCUGCAACAUUACAGCACAGGAAGAGAACUCUCUUUGCGAGCCGACAUGUCUAACUGCCCCUCCCCACUGGGCUGCCCGACCCACUUCUCAGGCUCACCGGGAAUGAAGAUCUACAUUGACCCCUUCACUUAUGAGGACCCUAACGAGGCAGUGCGAGAAUUUGCCAAAGAGAUUGAUGUCUCUACUGUCAAGAUUGAGGAGGUCAUCGGUGCAGGCGAAUUUGGAGAAGUGUACAAGGGUCGUUUGAAGCUGCCUGGUAAGAGGGAGAUCUAUGUGGCCAUCAAGACACUGAAGGCUGGCUACGUUGAAAAGCAAAGGCGAGACUUCCUGUCUGAAGCCUCCAUCAUGGGCCAGUUUGACCAUCCAAACAUUAUCCGCCUGGAAGGUGUCGUCACAAAAAGCCGUCCAGUAAUGAUUGUCACAGAAUUUAUGGAGAAUGGUGCCCUUGACUCAUUCCUAAGGCAAAAUGACGGUCAGUUUACGGUGAUCCAGUUGGUGGGAAUGCUUCGUGGGAUAUCAGCAGGGAUGAAAUACCUCUCAGAAAUGAACUACGUCCAUCGUGACUUGGCUGCACGAAACAUCCUCGUCAACAGCAACUUGGUGUGCAAAGUUUCUGACUUUGGCCUGUCACGCUAUCUGCAGGAAGACACGUCGGAUCCCAGCUACACCAGCUCUCUGGGUGGAAAGAUCCCAGUAAGGUGGACAGCUCCAGAGGCCAUUGCUUACAGAAAGUUCACCUCAGCCAGUGAUGUGUGGAGUUAUGGUAUCGUCAUGUGGGAGGUGAUGUCAUACGGAGAGAGGCCUUACUGGGACAUGUCCAACCAGGAUGUAAUCAAUGCUAUUGAGCAGGAUUAUCGUUUGCCACCACCCAUGGACUGCCCCAGCGCCUUGCACCAACUGAUGCUGGACUGCUGGCAGAAAGAUCGCAACGUACGACCUCGCUUUGCAGAUAUUGUCAGCACCCUCGACAAAAUGAUACGCAACCCCACCAGCCUAAAAGCUGUAGCCAACAUCCCUGCUGUGCCUUCUCAGCCAUUGUUGGACAGAUCCAUACCCGACUUCAACACCUUCAGUUCGGUAGAGGACUGGCUUGCUGCCAUCAAGAUGAGCCAGUACAGAGACAACUUCCUCAACUCAGGCUUUACGUCCCUGCAGCUUGUGGCUCAGAUAACCUCAGAGGACUUACUUAGAAUAGGAGUGACCUUGGCAGGCCAUCAGAAGAAAAUCCUCAGUAAUGUCCAGUCUAUGAGGGUGCAGAUGAGCCAGUCACCUACAACGAUGGCAUGACUACAGGGGGCGCUGUGCCAUGGAACGGGCAGCAUUCGGAGGUCCAACAACAGCAGCCCCCGAAUGACCCCCGAUCCAUCGGAACGCGCCAGAGUCGAGACUAUCGUCCUAAUCUAAACCCCUACCAUGGCAACAGGAGACCAGGGUUUGUGCAACCAUGUGGAAAAGGGUUGUCACAUCUCACACUAUCCACCACAUGCUUUCAGGGUCCAUACCUGGCACUUUUUUCUCCAUUUAUCAUAAAGAAAGACAAAGACCAAUCUUGUUGUUUCCAACUAUAUUGGUGUCAUUGUAAACCAAAAUGACUACUACAAUCAGACAUCAGCACAGGGAACAACUUACAAAUUCAGCCGUUGUGGUAAACAAUUGAUAUUGUGCUUCUAUAUUAUCUGGACUAAAACACAUUUAAAAUGUAGACACAAGUGUGAGACAUUUAGAAACCUGUGACCUGUGAUUUUUACCCAUACCGUUGUCCAUAUGUGAGAUGAAGACGGCUUUACCUGGCGGGAAAUAGGAUACAGACAAAGACGGAACUAAAAGGAGAAUUAACUCGUCGAAGAGGUAUACAGGGAUGUACAAUGGAGUACUUCAACUUUUGCUUUUUUUUUUUUUUGCUUGUUUAAAAAAUUUUAAUACUGUAUUAUAAAUGGACAAAUUCAGAGCUUUGUUAUAUUUUUGUCUUUUACCAUCUGUUUUAUGUGUUGCCACUAUAGCAAGAUGCCGCCCACUUGUCUCUUAACUUAAACACUACCUGUGGAAGUCCAGUUGGAAGGCCUUGCCUAAAGGACUUUUUAACUAUCUCCACCAAGAGAAUAUAAAUAUGUUUAUCUCUUGCUAAAUAUGAUUAUAUCUUUCAUAAUAAACCUUCAUAUUGAAGGUGUUACAUAUGAAUAUGUAUGUACAGAACUCUCUGCUUGCAUUUUUGGCAAAGACAUGUUGAUUAGAUUGUGAUAGACACAUGCAAUGUGCAGUUUCCUGUAAAUCCCUGGUUUCCUUAUCACAGCUGAACAACGGACUAUUGGUUCAACAUCCACGUGUUUCAGGAGCACCCUGAUAACUUUUCUGACUGAAUCUUAACUGAGGAACUUGUAAAUUGAUUAUUGGUAAAGAACUGUUAUUGUAGAGCUGUAUGAAAAUUGUUGUAGGAGUUAAAAUAUUGGGGAAAAAAUAUUUUACUGGAGAUCAUGUUAAAUGUGGGUGUACACAUGCUGUCUCUUGCUGGUGAGCACUUACAUGUACAGAUAUGUUUUAUGUUCCAUUUGCGUUUUUAUAUAUUAUGCUUGUGUUGGGAUUGGUCAACAGGAUGAAAUGCAAAAUUAAUUGUUGUGGCUUGGCUGACCCAAACUCAUGGUAAACAGCUGCUAAGAAAACAAGACAUAAAUAUGCAUUUGCAUUAAAUUAUUCUGUCCAGAUAGUUUUAUUUUGAGGUAAAUUCUAACAUGUGCUGUAAAUAUCUUAGCAAGGCGAGACUUUCUAUGAAUUUGAAAUGCAUGAGAGAGCAGCUAAUCAAGGCAUUGGAAAUCAGGGUAAAUCACCAUCACUUCCUUUCACAGUAAAAAUGAACAUCUGGGCUGGGGUUUGCCAACAGGAACCCAGUGCCAUUUCAAUGAACACACAGUCUUAAAUAGCCCUCAAGAGCUCGGUGCUCACUAUAAAACAUGACCUCAUACACGGUGAUGUAUUUAAGUUGCUGAGCCAAUCUAUUCACCCUCACUGUAGGGGUUCACCAUAUGGACAGGAGAGAUGAAAGCAAAUGCUGUGGUGUUAAAGAGAGUUUCACACAAUCAUAAAGAUUUGGCUACAUCACUCCCUGAGGAUGGAAUAAAAAAUGCCUGUGAAAUUCCUCCUCAUCUUUAAUAUAGUUUAGGGGAAAUUGUAAUGUCCUUUUUUAGUCUAGCGGCAGUACCCAACAAAAAAAAACCUCAAUAAACUUUAAUAUUGCAGGACAGAAAUUUGCCCUUAACUUGCUACCAUUACCAUUCAUAUUAUUGCCAAAAUAAUUACCUAUUAGUCAUUAUUAAGCAAAUAAUGUAGCUUAAUGUAAAUCAACAUUAUUUAAGUGUGUCUCAAUUGGCAUUGCAAAGUAAAUAGGUAAGGCAACUUCAUCAAUUCAUUUCAAACUACUAAUGAAUUAUUUUUAAGUAGAGCCUUCAGAAUGGGAACAUAUUCUGUCUCAUAAAGAGCCUGUUAUAGUAUGACCACUACUAACACCUAUAGUUUGCUGAAUAUUCAUAUUAUAAUUAAAUCUAUUUGUUUUAUUUUACUACUUUAUAAAUUCUAAGCACACAAUAUACUGUGUACAGUCUGUACACAGUAUUGUGUACUGGUUGUUUUCAGUCAUCAAUUUGUUCUUUCAUGGCUCUGGUCAUUUACAAAUGCAUAAUAAGUAUUUGAAGGGGGAAGAGUAUUAUGUAAAGUAAAUUAUUUUUUAGCUUCAUAUUCCAUUAUAAUGUUAUUCUCUUAUCUAAAAAUACCCGGAGUUUUACUUUGAUUCUUUCAUGCGUGUUUGAGGAAUUCUUCAACCUCCUUUGGCAGCCAUUUGUAAUGCGCCCAUGACAAGCUCCUCUAUCCAGCUGUAGUCCUCAGCUGAGCCAAUGUCUCUCAAAUCACCCCUCCACUGCCACUUCCUCACACAGCUCCUCCAGACUAGUGGCAGCAGCAAUUAGCAAACACCUGUUGGAACAAAUUACCAUAAAGAUUACCUCUCAGUUCAGUGCUUCUAACAAAGUUUGUAAAUAACAUAACAGAGUAGUGUUGUUAGGGUCAUGUGUUGAAGGCAGAGUGUUGGAAAGCAGGAGCUUCUUAAAGAGACAGAAGUCAGUUUCAAGGUAUCACAUUAUGAAGUCAAUAUAAAGUGAUGUUUGAUAUAUAUAUAUAUACUGUAUAUAUAUAUAAGAACUCAAUUUUUGUAAGAACUGAAGGUGACAUAGUGUCUUGAUUGUUCUAUAAAAUGACCCAAGGUGCCUGGAGACUAUAUAAUACUCCCGCAUUAAUAAUGACUAAUGUGUAAUUUGCAACAAAUAUGUAUUGUAGGCUAUUGAUAAUUUGUGUACACUAAUAAUAAGUGUUACCAGCUUUUGUCUUGUCCCUGGCACUGGGUUAUUUGGGGCGUGUAAUAACAAAAGACCAUUUAUUUUAUUUAGCAAAUUAACUAAAAUCAAUCCUUCCACAAUUAUAGUCAGUAUUCUCCUCUUUCUGUUCUGCACUCACUUCCAGGCAGCUCUAGUUUUCUGGUGAGACUCCAGCUCGUUUAUCCUUGGCUUAACCAAGCUGUCCACGGCACUGUCUGGGAUGGGCUUGGCCAGUGCUGGCCAAAGAAAUAGUUGGCUCCCUUCUGUACUGGGUCCAGACAGGGUGCAAACACCUGCUAGGACCCCUGUCUGACAGGCAUAUGAUCAGCAAUGGCGGUAGGGAAACUGAUUGGGCCAUUUAAAUGUCCAUAAACACACAGAAACAGAAAGCCCUUUUAAUGUGAUUCUAAACUAUGCUCCUAAAUCUUAUGUUUGCUUGGGUAAAACAUGACAAAGUGUGUGCAAAGGUGGUAGAAAGAGGAUAAGAGGUUACUUAGAGGAAAGAUGGUUUGCAGGGAAGAGGAUGAAUAGAUGAAAGUCAGAAUCAUCCUCUUCUAGCUGGAAGUGUGGUUUAUGCUGCAAUAUCCCUUUCAUUAUAUAAAUGCAAAUUUCUUUUGUUAGGUUUGGGAACGGAAAAUAUUGUAAUUAAGCAACUGGUUUUCCCUUUGGACAAAAUCAAUUGCAUCUUGUUUAACUCCCUAAGUCAUUGAUUUACUAACUAAAUAUAAUAAUAUGUUCCUUAAUGCAGGCUUAGAUACCUUUCACUAAAACCCAUUUUAUCAAUUUGAAUGUAUUAGGUUUCUAUUCAGCUCAGUCAUGUGUGUUUGCUUUUCAACCCGUGAGCUUGUGAAUGAGAUGGUGAAUGUAUUCAUUAUCUAACUGUGCAAUUUUUUUAGCCUCAUUUGCUCUGUUUGUUUUAUGAAAUAUCUUACUCUAUAGUGACACUCCAGGGUGAUGAAUAGAGGGAUGGUUUGGAGUCCCUCUAUGAAAGAAGGUUUCUACAGAAGCCAUUUAUCACAUACUGAUACAAAACACAAGAGGAGAGCUUGUUAAGCAUUUCAUGGUGCCGUAACUGUUUGAAGAGUGGCCAACGACCCGUUUAGUUACUGGAAUCAUGCCUUGCUUUUAUAGAUCUGCUAUAUUCACCUGAAAAUGCCCUGACAUGACUCCCAGCAAAGAAUAUUCUCAUUAAACUGCAUAACUUUUUUUUUCCACCUUCUGUUUCAGUCUGGCUUCUAAAAGAUUUACACACAUAUAAAACACAUUACUUUACAUUUUACAUCCAUAAAGACACACAAACACUGUGAAUAUAUAUAUAUAUAUAUAUAUAGGAAAAGUUUCUGCGGUCAGCCAGGGAAGAGGAAGAUAAGAUGAAAUGGACCUUUUCCCAAAUAAACUCUCUCUCUGGUACAGAUUUUAUGAGAGAAGGGAUUAUGAGUGCACAUGUCAUUAUUUGUUCAUCUGUGUGAGGGACAGUGGGUGUGUGUUUUGUGCAUAUCAAACACAGUUAUGUGUACAGAUGUUGUUAUGUGCACAGGUACAAUAUUGAUGAGUGAAUGGUUUUCCUCUUUCUUUUUUCAUCUGUUUCUGUAUAGCGCCACAUGUAAAUUGUGAAAAGUAUGUGUCAAAAGUUUGUAAGAUGUAACUUUCUGAGAACAAUUGUACUAAAAUGCACUUAAUAAACGCCUUGGAAAACAAGUCA
Xiphophorus couchianus (Monterrey platyfish) is the source of this 8010-nucleotide messenger RNA. RefSeq names its product EPH receptor B1 (gene ephb1). Gene Ontology annotation, molecular function: transmembrane-ephrin receptor activity; ATP binding; protein binding. NCBI's taxonomy places the organism in Eukaryota, Metazoa, Chordata, Actinopteri, Cyprinodontiformes, Poeciliidae. The transcript has 16 exons. Gene Ontology annotation, cellular component: dendrite; plasma membrane. Gene Ontology annotation, biological process: ephrin receptor signaling pathway; axon guidance; protein phosphorylation. The record is from RefSeq and is a predicted model, not a curated record. Bases 214 to 3237 code for a protein of 1007 amino acids.